ACAAUUUUCUGUUCAGCAAUAAAGUUGAUAAAAAUUGCUACUUAAAAAACCUAUAAAGAAACAAGAUGUUGUUAUAAUGGUGUAUUAUUUUAAUAUAGCACAAUUAUCAAAGACGAAUGUAACGUUGAUUUGUAUUGUAAAUUUUGUUUGACUCACAGUUGAAGUGACGUGGAUGUGCGAAAGUAGCUUCUGCUGCACGAAAAACAAAACAAAUUAAACCAAAUUUAUAUUUAUUUUGUUAAAUUAAAGUCAACAUCAAUAUGGUUGCGAAUUGGCGGGAUCUCUUCCCGACAAAAUUAACUUUUGUGAUUUUUAUCUUUUAUAUGACAUUAUUUAUAGGACAAGGGAUUUUUGUGACAGCUUCACAGGAAACAAACAAUUCCUAUAAAUAUAACACGGUGACAGUGGUGCUAUUAACGGAGGUUCUUAAGCUUUUGGUUUCUGCCAGUUUAUAUUGUCGCGAAAAUAAUCUCAAAUCCUUGGUUCGAGAUGUGCGCAAGGAUUCAAACGUUAUGAUGCUAUACUUUGUGCCAGCAUUCCUAUAUUGUCUAUACAAUAAUUUGGCAUUUGUGAACUUGGCGACAUUCGAUCCAACUACAUAUUAUUUACUACUACAGCUACGUGUAGUUGUAACUGGGGUCUUGUUUCAAAUCAUUUUCAAGAAAUACCUCACAAAACGUCAAUGGAUCUCCUUGAUAUUGCUUACAAUCGGUUGCAUGCUGAAGCAGUUGAACUUUAACAGUUUCUACAGUGAUGCCAAUGAUGAUAGCGAAGCAGCAAGUAUAUUCGUGAGAAAUACAACACAAGUGGCCAAUGGUGGCGAUACAGCCAAGAUGAUGAACAAAAAUAUGACUGGCUUUGAUUUCAGUUUAAGUGCAUUACUAAUAGUGGCUCAGACACUUUUCUCGUGCUUGGCUGGCGUUUACAAUGAGUACUUACUGAAGGAUAAAGGCGCUGAGGUUAACAUAUUCGUACAGAAUGUGUACAUGUAUGUGGAUUCAAUUGUCUGCAAUGCAAUCAUCUUAUUGUUGAGAAAUGAAUUUUUAGCGGCUUUCACGAGGGAAAGUUUAAGUGCCAUUUUUCGUUUUAAUGUGAUUAUUAUUAUUGUGAACAAUGCAGCCAUUGGGAUUGUAACUAGUUUUUUCCUGAAAUACAUGAACUCCAUUUUGAAAACGUUUGCUAGUGCAUUGGAACUACUAUUCACAGCUGUGCUGUGUUACUUUCUCUUCGCCAUCCCCAUUUAUGUCAAUACAGCGUUAGCCAUUGCGAUGGUGUCUUUCGCGAUAUACCUAUAUUCACAAAGUCCCGUGGUAAAUAUGGGUAAAGUGCGGCCUAUUAAUAGCAUAAAUGAAGUCAUCCACAGCUAUGAUAAACGCAAACUCUUAGACUCCGAAGAUGAAACGGACUUGGAGAUGGAAAUAGUAUAGUCUGCGCUUUUUAGUUUGUUAUGCUUAUUUGCCAAAAUUAAAAUAUAUUUUAUAAAUAUUUUUAUAAAUAAAUUUGUUGAUAUUUGUGUUAGUGUAAGUUGAGAAUAUUGUGAGAUGGUAUAAAAAAUAAUUAUAUACAUAUGUUAAUGUUUAUAUUUAAUUAUUAAGAAAGUAUUGUAAUUAUUUUGUUUAAAAAUUCUGAUAUUUUCUAUUGAAAUAGAAACUAUUUUUAAGAUUUACUUUAAUAAUAGUUAAGUUAGUUAAGUACACGAAAUGCCUCAAUAAUGACAAACUAGUGGCCCUAUGCCUUCUUUGGCAAAGUACACGCUAAGAAAAAGAUAAAUGACAAAAUAGGUACUCGCUUAUAUACAUAGAAGUGCAAGUUUGUAUAUAUAUGAUUACAUAUCGUAUAUAAAUAUAUACAAUAUG
Molecule: messenger RNA, 1856 nt
Organism: Teleopsis dalmanni
Lineage: Eukaryota; Metazoa; Arthropoda; Insecta; Diptera; Diopsidae
Gene: senju
Product: UDP-galactose transporter senju
Exons: 4
Coding region: 261-1427 (388 amino acids)
Biological process (GO): pyrimidine nucleotide-sugar transmembrane transport
Cellular component (GO): Golgi membrane
Molecular function (GO): UDP-galactose transmembrane transporter activity
Source: RefSeq, a predicted model, not a curated record